AUGUCAUCCAAACCUUUCGUAGCUCAAUGGGGUAUCAUAGGAUGCGGAUGGAUCUCAUCAGAGUUCGUCACGGAUAUAUGUAGACAGCCUUCCACGCGGAACGUCAAUGAUAUCUCGCACGCAGUAGCUGCAGCUGGAUCCAGAUCACUUUCCAAAGCUGAGGAAUUCUUGAACAAACAUUGUCCGGAUGGUGCUGCUGCUCAACAGCAAGGGUUGGUGGAUUUUGAACCUAAAGGGUAUGGGAGCUAUAAAGGUGUAGUCGAAGAUCCGAACGUCAAAAUCGUGUAUAUAGGAACAAUGAAUGUAUGUCAUUACGAUGAUGCGAAAUUGGCUUUGGAUGCUGGUAAACAUGUAUUGCUCGAAAAGCCAGCAACGUUAAAUGCAGCAGAAUGGAGGAGUUUAGUAUCAAUCGCUAAAGAAAAGAACUUGUUCCUCAUGGAAGCCGUAUGGACUAGAUUUAACCCUGUUCUUCGCUCUAUCCAAAAAGCGAUCCAUCAAGAUAACCUGAUAGGAGAUAUCAGAUGUCUUUUUUCGGACUUGUCGAUGGAUUCAUUCGGUAAACGAAAAGAUACAGAUAGGUUGUUGAGUGCCGAACUGGCUGGAGGACCAUUGUUGGAUUUGGGUCCUUAUCCUCUAGUAUGGACCAUGAUGAUGCUUUACCGACAUCCCAAGAAUGAUAGAACUCCCCCAGCUAAAAUCGGAAGUACCAUGAUGUUGCAUCAUACAGGAGUAGAUAUAGCUACAAACUUUGCUCUGACCUUCCCUAAGAUCAACGCUAUUGCAAAUUGUACUGCCAAUCUCCUUUCUCCUACUCAGCAAAGUCAGCAUACCAGGAUCGUAGGUACCAAGGGUGAGAUCUUAGUACAAGGUAUAACCUCUCGACCUCAAUCAUAUAUCAUCCGACGACUCGCCGACCCCUCUCAGGAAAAUGGGAAAUACCUCGAAGAUGAGUUGGUUGAUCUGUCGUUCGAAGAAGGGGGAUUGGUAUUUGAAGCGGAUCACGUGGCUAGAUGCUUGAAAGAUUCUUUGGUCGAAAGUCCUGAUAUGACUUGGGCAGAGACUGAGCUCACUAUGAGUGUUUUCGAUAAGAUUCGUAAAGAAGGUGGAUACGAAUUCUUACCUGGCUUGGAGCGAGUGAAACUGGAGUAG
Kwoniella botswanensis is the source of this 1149-nucleotide messenger RNA. RefSeq lists its product as uncharacterized. Gene Ontology annotation, molecular function: nucleotide binding. The coding region runs from base 1 to 1149 and encodes 382 amino acids. The transcript has 9 exons. The record is from RefSeq and is a predicted model, not a curated record. NCBI's taxonomy places the organism in Eukaryota, Fungi, Basidiomycota, Tremellomycetes, Tremellales, Cryptococcaceae.